This is a messenger RNA of Hypanus sabinus (Atlantic stingray), 1839 nucleotides long. Its product is annotated as vascular cell adhesion protein 1-like. The record is from RefSeq and is a predicted model, not a curated record. Gene Ontology annotation, biological process: cell-cell adhesion. The transcript is spliced from 6 exons. The coding region runs from base 193 to 1533 and encodes 446 amino acids. Gene Ontology annotation, molecular function: integrin binding. Lineage: Eukaryota; Metazoa; Chordata; Chondrichthyes; Myliobatiformes; Dasyatidae. Gene Ontology annotation, cellular component: membrane.
AGCUCCAGGCAUUUCCGUCUGUUAUCGCCUGACCGAACUUCCUCGGAGUAUUGGAGCUUCGUGAACUCAUUGAGACACAGAGACGCUCUUAGUCAGUCGUGACGAACAGAUUUCUCUUCGGGAGCUUUCUGACAUUUAUCAAAGUCUGAGGGUUUUGACAAAACAACAUAUCCUGCGGCGAUUUCAGAAGCUAUGAAUUUCAGGCCGAUUUCACUGAGCGAAUCAAUUUUCGCUUUCACUUUACUUUUUAUCGUAACAGGCAAACUGAAUGGAUUUGAGGUUUCGGUCAAAACAAACCCCCCAGCAGUGGAAUUUGGACACUCUCUGGAGGUGAUCUGCAGUACAACAUGUAACAACUCAACGAUCGUUGUGGAAUAUAAACCAGGGAUAAAUCCCAACAGCACUCGUGGUGAUAAGUGGAUUACAGACCGAUUUCCGAGUGUCCAGCAAUGGGAUUUCUCAGCACCCUGUACUGUAAUCUGUCGAUCUGAUAACACUACAAUGAAGGAAGUCAAACAGGUGGUCCCAGUGUACAAUCGAAACUUAAGCAUUGUUCCACCUCCUGAAGUGCUGGAAGUUAACAAACCAUAUCAGCUGGAGUGCACUGGCCCGAAGGUCUAUCCACAGAACAGACUCGUACUCACCUGGCUCAGAGGGAGUGAGACUGUUCAACGUAUUUCCACAGAGGACCCAGGGUUCCCGGAAGAUGGUCCAUUGAAGAAUGUUCUGAAUUUCACUCCAAGUAUUUCAGAUGGUGGAAUGGUGUACACCUGCUUGGCAGAGUUGAACUUGGACUCUAACUCCACAACACCCAUCACAAGUGCCUCUCUGACUCUGCAGACUUACUAUUUUCCAGAGCCUCCGAGGAUCCUCAGCAGUGACCCUGUAGAAGUGAAUCAGAAUGUUACAUUAACAUGUGAGGUCCCAAACGUCUAUCCAGCUGCGAAGAUGAGAGUACGAUGGUUUUGGGACAGUGAACAACAGAAUUCAGUAACAAAUCAGUCAGAUGCCACCACUGUCAGGGCAACAACUACAUGGACACCACGAGAGACCGAUGUGACUGAAGUCUCCUGCAUGGCAGAUUUUGAGGAUUAUCCAUCAAUUCCACCGAAGAUCAAUAACAUUUCCAUUGAGGUUUACGUUUUCUCCAACCCUGAAAUCCACAUCAUGAACACCACUGAGGGUAUUCCGGUGAAUAUUACCUGCAGUGUGUUUAACGUCUCAGGGGAACUUCAACUCAGUCUGAAGAAGGGAAGUAAGAUAUUAGUGAACAGGUCAGCCAGUACUGGGCUGACCAUCUACCACACUGUGAAUCCACGAGCAGAGCUGAAUGGACAGCAGUUCACCUGCGAGGCCGAGCUGACACUUCACCCUCACUCCAACACCAUUGUUAAACGACAGUCUGCCACUCUCGAUGUCCCUGAUCAACCUGGAUCUUCAGCUUGGAAAUAUGUGGUGGCUAUCCUUGCAUGUUUAGCUGGUGCUAGUCUGGUAUUCUGCCUUUACAAGAGAAGAACCCAACAAAGAGCAUAAACAAAGGCCAACAGUAGUGGGACAAAACCCAAUGGAAGCAUCUCCUUGAAAGAAAAUUAUAUCUGGAAGAUACUGUACUGUCAUCUACAAGUAUUCAGACAAAAUUUAAAUUUAAAAUGGUAAAACAGAUAAAUUCCAGACUGAUACUCCAAUGAUAUUAUUGAGCUGCAAAUCUAAAAAAAUGUCAUUGUCUUCAAUAAGUACAUGUUACAAAGUAGACAAGAUGAAGAUGAAGUGUGAGAUGAUAUAUUUCACUAGCGUCUCUGUAAUGAUGAAGCCUCUUAUAAAUAUUUCCAGUUCCCAGUA